Messenger RNA from Microthlaspi erraticum, 2397 nucleotides. The record is from the annotation of a GenBank genome assembly. NCBI's taxonomy places the organism in Eukaryota, Viridiplantae, Streptophyta, Magnoliopsida, Brassicales, Brassicaceae.
AUGAAGCUCAAGACUUUAUUCUUACCAAUCUUCUGCUCUUUUCUCAUAACCUUAGAUUCUGUUUCUGCACAAAACUGCUACAAUGGAUUCCUUAAACCAAACUCUACUUACGACUUAAACCGUCGUCGAGUCCUCUCUUCUCUUGCUUCUGAUGUCACAUCUCACAACGGUUUCUUCAACUCCUCGAUAGGUCAAGAUCCCGACAGAGUCUUCGUCAUUGCCAUGUGUAUCCCAGGAGCCGAACCAGAGAACUGUUCAGACUGCAUCAGAAGCACUUCAGACGGCUUAUUACGGGGCUGCCCUAACGGAACAGGAGCUUAUGCAUGGCCAGAUGUUUGUAUGGUUCGUUAUUCCAACAUUCCAUUCUCUGGAUCACUCCUUAUGGAACCGUCUGCUACGAUUCCAUUCCACAAAGAUAUUGUAGAUACAUACGCUAAUAUGACAGUGAUUGAUAGAGUAUACGAAGAGUUAAUGAUCCGUACAAUAGCUGCUGCUUCAUCACCAUCAUCAUCAUUUGGACAAAAGAACUUUGCAGCUGAGGUUGCUUCGCUGACACGUUUCCAAAAUAUGUACGCGAUGAUGCAAUGUACACCUGAUGUUUCUUCUGGGAGUUGUGAGUUUUGUCUCAGGAGAUGCGUUGGUGAUUAUCUGUCGUGUUGCCGUGGUAAACGAGGUGGUGCGGUUGUAAGACCGAGUUGCUUUUUCCGGUGGGAUUUGUAUCCUUUUGUUGGAGCUUUUGACAAUGUUACACUUCCACCACCGCCUCUACCACCUCAGCCGCCGGUAAGCGACCGUGCAAAUAAAACCGGGAAAGACGGGAAAUCAAUUUCGAAAGGGACUGUUGUGGCAAUUGUUGUCCCAACCGUUGUUGUUUUGGCGCUGCUUGUUGUAGGAUUUAGGGUUUUCAGGAGAAAGAAAUCAUACAAAACGAUUGAGAUUCAAGCUGGUGAUGAAAUCACAAUAACACGAUCAAGGCAAUUCAGUUUCAUGACGAUUGAAGCUGCAACGGAUAAGUUCUCGGACAGUAACAUGAUCGGGCGAGGUGGAUUUGGUGUAGUUUACAAGGGAAGGCUUUUAUGUGGAACUGAAGUAGCGGUGAAGAGACUGUCGAAAACAUCGGAACAAGGCGCGGAAGAGUUCAAGAACGAGGCUGUUCUUGUGACAAAGCUUCAACAUAGGAAUCUUGUUAGGGUUCUUGGCUUUUGUUUGGAAGGAGAAGAAAAGAUACUCGUCUACGAGUUUGUACCUAACAAGAGCCUCGACUAUUUCCUGUUUGACCCUGCGAAACAAGGUGAGCUAGACUGGACAAGACGGUACAACAUUAUGGGAGGAAUAGCUCGAGGACUUCUAUAUCUGCAUCAAGAUUCACGGCUUACAAUCAUACACCGUGAUCUUAAAGCUAGUAACAUCCUCUUAGAUGUAGACAUGAAACCCAAGAUAGCAGAUUUUGGAAUGGCAAGGAUUUUCGGAGUUGAUCAGUCUCAAGCCAACACAAGAAGAAUCGUUGGAACAUACUUCGGAGUCUUGGUUCUUGAGAUCAUAAGUGGAAAAAUGAAUAGUAGCUUCUAUCAAACAAAUGGAUCAGCUGGCAAUUUAGUCACACAUGCAUGGAGACUAUGGAGAAAAGGCUCUGCUUUAGAACUUUUAGAUCCAACUUUUGGGGAAAACUAUCAGACCGAUGAAGCUACAAGAUGCAUUCAUAUCGCACUUUUAUGUGUUCAAGAAGAUCCUGAAGAUCGUCCUACGAUGUCUACAAUCAUCUUGCUGCUCACUAGUAGCACAAUCACACUACAAGUGCCUCGUGCACCUGGAUUUUUCUUCCAAAGUAGCCGUGACCAAGAUUUAGAAGCUUCGGGCUCGCAUUCGUUUGGCAAACCGGUUCCUUGCUCUAUUGAUGAUGGAUCGAUCACAAAGUUACAUCCCCGUGGUUACAUGUCUCCAGAAUAUGCAAUGCGAGGUCAUUUCUCCAUGAAAUCUGAUGUAUAUAGCUUUGGAGUAAUGAUUCUUGAGAUUAUAAGUGGCAAAAAGAAUAGCAGCUUCUUCAACAUGGAUGAUUCUUCUAGCAAGUUGGUCACACAUGCUUGGAGGCUUUGGAGAAAUGGGUCACGAUUAGAACUUGUGGAUCCUACAAUAGGAGAGAGUUAUCAAAACAGUGAGGCUAAUAGAUUGCAUGCAUGCAUACAUAUCGCACUUUUAUGUGUUCAGCAAAAUCCUGUAGACCGUCCAUUGUUGCCAGCGAUCAUCCUGAUGCUCACUAGUAGUAGCACAACCACCUUACACGUGCCUCGAGCGCCCGGAUUUUACUUCCAGAGCAGGCGUGAUGAACUAGACCCUGAUGGCUUAAGCUCAACCCAAUCCACAAGCAGGUCUAUUCCUGGUGAUUUAGUUCCUCGUUGA